Molecule: messenger RNA, 1965 nt
Organism: Myxocyprinus asiaticus (Chinese sucker)
Lineage: Eukaryota; Metazoa; Chordata; Actinopteri; Cypriniformes; Catostomidae
Product: gasdermin-E-like
Exons: 10
Coding region: 132-1583 (483 amino acids)
Biological process (GO): programmed cell death
Cellular component (GO): cytoplasm
Source: RefSeq, a predicted model, not a curated record
GCGGCUGUGUAAUGUUUUAUUUGAAUCACGCGCAGCCUUUUUGUUGUUUAGUUGUGGCUGUUGUCUGCAGACAAAUAAGAGACGCAAGCAGAAGACGCUGAGCCACUAAAGCCUCCUUGAUAGUUUCAGAGAUGUUCGCCAAAGCCACAAAGAACUUGCUCUCUGAGAUAGACACUGAUGGUACACUGAUCCCUGUGUCCCGUCUGAACGACUCGGACAGUCUGGUUCCUCUGGCUCUGGUCAUCAAGCGCUACCGCUUCUGGUUCUGGCAGAGGCCCAAGUAUCGGCCAACAGACUUCAAACUAAGUGAUGUUCUCGUUGGAGAUCCUAUAAGUCCAGUUGUGGUUGAGACUGACUUUCUGACCUAUAGUGGCAAAGUCGUGGACAACGCAGGUGGAAAUGUUGAAGCAGAAAUUGGGCCCGGGAGCCUUAAUUUAGGGGGGAGCGGCUCGACCAAACUUCAGUCAUUGUUUGGAAACCUUAAGAAACAGGAGGUGGAUGUCCAGAAGCUGUUACAGAACUCCAAAUCUAGAGUUCUGGACCUGCGGCACUCUCUGGUUCAGCAGACACGAGAGCAGCACAGGGAGGUGUUGGCAGUAGUGAAGGAACGGAUCAUCACCACUGAUCUCUGCACAGUCACUGAGGAGGUUCAAGAGAGAGGCAUCUGCACUGGAAUGUUCGGCCUCAAUAAGCAGAUUAAGGUGUCAGUCAAUGACAAAGGGAAGCCUGUUGUGGACAAUGACAGUAAUGUGUCUCUUAACAUUCCCCCCAAAACCAUCAUUGCCUACGGCGUGAUUGAGCUAGAGGUUGAUCACACUGGGCACUACGAGCUGUGCCUACUGCCAGAUGUCAAAGGUGGUUUUGGGGUUGAUGGGCCAGUGAAGGUGAAGCAUGCAGCUUUAGUUAGUGCUUCACCUGUCAAAACAAGCAACAAACUGCAGAAAGAGCUUGAAGGACUACAGGGCCAGUUUAAGGUACUGUCUGAACUCCCGGCCAGCACGCGGUCUGCUCUCUUCAAGCAGAUAUCUCUGCUCCUGCAGAACAGUGCAGCCAUCAGCUUGCUGGAGAAUGCACUAGAGGACCUGUGUGGUGGAAGACAGCCUGAUCCGAGGAUGUUCGAUGAGACUGCUGCUCUAAAGCCUGCUCUGCAGACCACGCUGAAGCUUGUACAGAAGGCUGCUGCUGGAACCAAUCCUACCAAACAGUCAAACCCCUCUGGACAGCGGCAAAAACCCACCGUUCUCACUGCCACCCACUUGCUCAUCAGCUCUUUAGAAGAGAUGACUGACUCUACCCUGGUUGUGCUCAAAUCCUGCUGCAGUUAUUCAACCCUGCAGGCUUUGAUCCAUCUUGUGCAAAAUAUGGCUUCAAACAAGAAGUCGUCUUUGAAAGACAAUGGGCUGUCUGUGUUAGCUGAUGAGAAGGUUUUCAAGAAAAUCACUGAACUCUUCGGUUGCUGUAAUGUGACCCUGCAUAAGGAGAAGGAUUCACUUGUGACAGAAAUCAGUAAGACACAGGAUCGCCUUCCUCUCAUGCUGUGCAUUGCAGCUAAGGGAUUGGCAUCUAUAGCGCCCCCUGUUUGAUUGAAGUACAGCAGCGGAGCAAAGGAAAUGCUUACCUAUGGCGUUAUGGGCAAUAUCUGCAGGUGGACAAUCAAAUUUGCACAGUGUCUUAGUAUAUUUUCUUUUCUUGAUGUACUCUCUGGGACAAGACAAACAUCAAGGAUCAUUUAAGUGACCUUUUAACUGUUUUAUGAAUGGCAUGGUAGAAUAAAUGUAAAUGGCCUUAAGAAUAUUUGUUAAUUUUUUUGUUUUAUAUAUUUAAAACAAUUACUGACUACUGGUGUUAAAAUACUAUAGUACUUAAUAUUUACAAAUUCUUUAGUGAUAUUUUAAAGUGAUAUUAAUUUCAAGGACUUGGUGAUCUAACACUGUGAAAUAAAUCAAAAUGUGUGUUUACAUCAUA